Zootoca vivipara (common lizard) is the source of this 1575-nucleotide messenger RNA. The record is from RefSeq and is a predicted model, not a curated record. Lineage: Eukaryota; Metazoa; Chordata; Lepidosauria; Squamata; Lacertidae.
AUGAAACCAGCAAAACUCCGGCGCCAUCUUGAAACAAAGCACCCAGAGUUCAAAAGUAAGUCAUUAGAUUUUUUCAAAAAUAAAUUAGGAGAGUUGAAAACAUCUCGUAAAACAAUUGCCAAACACUGUGGUGCAAAUGUAAAUGAAAAUGCAACCCUUGCGUCUUACGAGGUGGCUCAGCUUGUUGCUAAAUGUGGGAAAAACCACACAAUUGCUGAGGAACUUAUACUGCCAUCAGCAAUAAUACUUUGCAAGAGAAUGUUAGGUGAUGCAGCUGCUAAGAUAAUAGGAACUGUCCCGCUCUCAAAUAAUACCGUUCAAAGACGAAUUACUGAUAUGGGAGUUAACAUCGAAGAAACAUUGCUGGCUAGACUUCGCAUGAGUGACAUGUACGCUCUACAAUUGGAUGAAAGCACAGACAUAUCAAACAAAGCUAUAAUGUUGGUUUUCGCACGAUUCUUAUGGGAGGACCAAGUGUUUGAAGAUUUUCUUUUUUCAUGCGAACUACUGCAUACAAAAGCAGACGAUAUUUUUACUGCAUUAAAUAAUUAUCUCAAUGAACACGAUGUCACUUGGAAAAAAUGUGUAGGCUUGUCUACGGAUGGAGCAAAGGCAAUGGCUGGCAAUAAAACAGGACUUCAAACUCGUGUCAAAGCAGUAGCUCCUGAGGUGAAAUGGACUCACUGUUGUAUACAUCGUGAAGCCUUAGUAGCCAAAAGAUUGCCUGAACCUUUGCAAAAGAUUCUGAAAGAAGUAGUUCAAAUCAUCAACUACAUUAAAACACGACCUCUGCAAUCCAGAUUAUUUUCUUUGUUGUGUAAAGAGAUCGGCAGUGAGCAUGAGCAACUUCUUAUUCAUACGGAAGUAAGAUGGCUUUCUCGAGGUAGGAUCUUGUCAAGAUUUUUUGAACUUAGAGACGAGGUUCGUCUCUUCCUUCUGGACACAAAGUACACGGAUUUUCUCACUAACUUCUCUUGGCUUUGCUCAGUUGCGUACUUAGCUGAUGUGUUUGAACACUUGAAUGUGUUAAACUUGAGUUUACAAGGAAAAAAUGUAGACAUGUUCAAAGUUGAGGAUAAGAUUAGUGCUAUGGUCAAAAAGUGUCAGAUCUGGGCGUCAAGGAUAGAAAACAAGUCACUAACUAACUUUUCUACUUUAAAACAAUUAUUGGAGUCAUCAGAGGAGAGUUUGCCUGAGCAGAUCAAGAUCAAUGUAGCCGAGCAUCUACGCAGCCUAGCCACCACUUUUAGAGAGUAUUUCCCUGAACCUGACCCUGACGACAGGUGGAUUCGGAAUCCCUUCAGCUGUGGAGAAAUACACAAAAUCCAAGGCCUCACUGAAGAAGAGCAAGAUCAACUUGUGGAUCUGUCAAGCUGUGGUACGAUGAAAAACAUUUUCAUCAGUGAUAAAAUUACAGACUUCUGGGCAUCAGCACGCAAAGACUACAAGGAACUUGGAGAUAAGAAAGAGGAAAGGCUGCAAAGACAACUGGAUGUAUACUACAGAAGGCUGCUUUCUCUCUCGCAUGCUAUUAAUGACUUAGGCCCACUCAACACUGCUGCUAAGUUAAGUUAA